Molecule: messenger RNA, 2311 nt
Organism: Phacochoerus africanus (Common warthog)
Lineage: Eukaryota; Metazoa; Chordata; Mammalia; Artiodactyla; Suidae
Gene: PHOSPHO1
Product: phosphoethanolamine/phosphocholine phosphatase 1
Exons: 5
Coding region: 449-1417 (322 amino acids)
Biological process (GO): bone mineralization involved in bone maturation
Molecular function (GO): phosphatase activity
Source: RefSeq, a predicted model, not a curated record
CCGGCUCCCGGGUAUUUAAAGGGGACGCGGCGGCGGCCCGGGGGGAUGGGGGCCAGGUGGAGGGUACCGUUCAGACGCUCAUCAUCCACAGCCCCUCGGGACUGGAGGAACUCGUGAGCCGGAGCCCAGAAAUCUGGGGGUGGAUAAGACAUCGCGUCCCCUCCAAUUCCCCUUUCUCCAUCCUGCGCCCAAAUACCUCAGCUAGCCCCUCUCCCCACUCUUCCAAACUCAGCCGGGAUAGACCACGGCCGCCGCCGCUCCCCACGUGAGUCCUGGGCUCCCAGAGCCUGCAGGAGAAGCUCGGAGGUCCUGUCCCCCUUUCUUCUGAGGGACUUUCUGGGGACCACGAAAGGACGUCAUCACUCAAGGCAAAGCCGCCAGAGGGGCCCUGGACGACGGCUGGAGGCCAACAGUCACUACAAGCGGUGCCCAGGGUGAUGUACUGACAAUGAGCGGGUGUUUUCCAGUUGCUGGCCUCCGAUGCCUGUCUAGGCCACUGCUGCUCUUUCCUCUCCCUCACCUGUCUCCCAGGUCUUGGAUGUGCCAGCGUCUCUGGCCGUGGCCCGCUAACCAGCCUCUUCCCGGCCGGCUCCCGCCGCGCCUGCUCUCGCUUGCUCCCCCCUCCUCCUCCUGCUCCUCUCUCCCCUGCUCCCAGGACGACGGCAGGAUGGCCGCGCAGGGCUCGCCUCGCUUCCUCCUGACCUUUGACUUUGACGAGACCAUCGUAGACGAAAACAGCGACGACUCAAUCGUGCGCGCUGCGCCGGGUCAGCGGCUGCCGGACAGCCUGCGUGCAACCUACCGCGAGGGCUUCUACAACGAGUAUAUGCAGCGCGUCUUCCAGUACCUGGGCGAGCAGGGCGUGCGGCCGCGGGACCUGCGCGCCGUCUACGAGGCCAUCCCCCUGUCGCCUGGCAUGAGCGACCUGCUGCAGUUCGUGAGCAAGCAGGGCGCCUGCUUUGAGGUUAUUCUCAUCUCAGACGCCAACACCUUCGGCGUGGAGAGCGCGCUGCGCGCCGCCGGCCACUUCAGCCUGUUCCGCCGCAUCUUCAGCAACCCGUCGGGGCCCGACGCGCGGGGGCUGCUGGCUCUGCGGCCCUUCCACACGCACACCUGCGCGCGCUGCCCCGCCAACAUGUGCAAGCACAAGGUGCUCAGCGACUACCUGCGCGAGCGGGCCCACGACGGUGUGCACUUCGAGCGCCUUUUCUACGUGGGCGACGGCGCCAACGACUUCUGCCCCAUGGGGCUGCUGGCGAGCGGCGACGUGGCCUUCCCACGCCGUGGCUACCCCAUGCACCGCCUUAUCCAGGAGGCGCAGAAGGCCGAGCCCAGUUCCUUCCGCGCCAGCGUGGUGCCCUGGGAAACGGCUGCCGACGUGCGCCUCCAUCUCCAACAGGUGCUGCAGACCUGUUGAGGACCUGGCCUGCCGGGGGCACCCGCGCGGAAAGGGUGUGAGGCGUGGGUGGGGAUCGAAAGACAAACCUAGUUUUAUUACUCCCUUUCCCUUUUGUUUCGGCAUGUCCCUCUGGGAAUUUCCGGUAUUGCGGGCUCGUCCACUUGGGGGCUGGGGGAGGAGGUUCGGAGCCCUCCCCAGCGAUGCAGUUAACCCAGCUCGGCUGCCUCCCCCCGUUCCACUGCAAGCAAAUUCCAGGGCUGCUGCACAUAUCUGGGCAGGCACCCGUGUUUUCCAAAAACCUUGCCUUCUCAAUUGAGAGGAAGGGGUUCACUGGCGGGAGAGAGAAGGAACAUCUCCCGCUGCAUUAACCGCUGCCUUGGGUCGCAUGACCUCCCUCCCCCACUAUCCAGGGGGCCCAGGUCUGGAACUCCCUCCCUCUGCCCCCCAACCCCGCGCACGCUCGCGGCCACACCCGACUCCCAGCGGAGAGAAAUGGUGCUCUCCGACGAUGGCCCCAGGCCUAGAUCGUGCCUCACCCGCCGAGAUCCUACACUACACCCCUUUGCCUGCUUCCCUUUCCCAGUCCAUCCACCUCGUCAGCGUCCCCACAGGAUAAAAAGCCAGAGCGAACGAUCGCCUCCUGGUGGUGGAAUGAGGUAGCACACCGUCCGGCCCCGGUCCAGCCCUCAGGGGACCUCGCAGCACCGCGUCGGUGUCUCCUCACCACCCCAGCCUCGUCUAUGCAGCAGGAGACCAGGGACUUAACCAAAGUCGGGCCGGCUGGGCCCUCUGUGCCCCGCUCCUCCCGUAUGAACCAGGAAGCCAUGAUGUUUUAAAGCAGAGCCAGCGAAACCCAAGCCCUUCUACCCUCUUGUGGUGGUUCAGAGCUAUAAAGGAGGUGGUGAAGGGGCA